AAAAAAUAUAAAUGUAAAUAAUUUUAACUUAUGAAUAAAAGAAUUAAGUGUUAUCAUAUGAAACAAAUUCAAAAUCUUAAGUGCACCUAUAAUAAUCAAAAGUGAAUUCAAAAGAAAAUUUGAAAAUUGUAGUAAUAAUAAUAAUAAUUCUUAAACAAAUUUAAAUGAUAGUGAGUGUAAAAAUAUCUAUGCUGUUUAAUGAGCUAACACAUAUUGGAUUAAAAAUUAGAUAAACAGAAUAUCGUUUGAAUGAAUUCGUGAUGAUGGAUCCCCGACUUUUCCUUUUAGUUAUCAUAUCGAUAUGUCAGCAAAAAACCAUUUCUGCCGAAUAUCAGCAAAGUUUGGCUUUUACGGACAUCCUGCCGGAGGACACAAAACGAUAUGAUAAAAUGAGACCUCCCAAAAAGGAUGGCCAGGCAACAAUUGUUUUCUUUCACGUAACAGUUAUGGGCUUAGAUUCAAUUGAUGAAAACUCCAUGACCUAUGUUGCUGAUGUCUUCUUUGCCCAAACCUGGAAGGAUCAUCGAUUAAGACUUCCCGAGAACAUGACUACCGAAUAUCGUUUGUUAGAAGUUGACUGGCUCAAGAAUAUGUGGCGUCCUGAUUCGUUUUUUAAAAACGCUAAAUCUGUCACCUUUCAAACAAUGACAAUUCCUAAUCAUUAUAUGUGGUUGUAUAGAGAUAAAACAAUUCUGUAUAUGGUAAAGUUGACUCUUAAAUUAUCAUGCAUCAUGAAUUUUGCCAUAUAUCCUCAUGAUACACAAGAAUGUAAGCUUCAAAUGGAAAGCCUUUCACAUACAACAGAUGAUAUGAUCUUUCAGUGGGAUCCAACAACUCCGUUAGUUGUCGACGAAAAUAUCGAGUUGCCACAAGUAGCACUAAUUCAUAAUGUCACAGCGGAUUGUACCCAAGUUUAUUCGACUGGCAACUUCACCUGCUUAGAAGUUAUAUUUACACUUAAGCGUCGUUUAGUUUACUAUGUUUUCAAUACAUACAUUCCAACUUGCAUGAUUGUUAUUAUGUCCUGGGUAUCGUUUUGGAUUAAGCCAGAGGCAGCUCCAGCUCGUGUGACAUUGGGUGUUACUUCACUGCUUACACUUUCAACGCAACAUGCGAAAUCGCAAGCUUCGCUGCCGCCUGUGUCGUAUUUAAAGGCUGUGGAUGCAUUCAUGUCAGUGUGUACGGUUUUCGUGUUCAUGGCUCUCAUGGAAUAUUGCUUGAUAAAUAUUGUUUUGAGUGAUACUCCAAUACCAAAGCCUAUUGCCUAUCCACCCAAACCAGUUCCGGAAGCAGCACCAAAAAAGGAGGAACCACCUCCACGUCCAAAGGACGAAAAAAUCGAGAAAAUAGAAAAAAUAUUUGAUGAAAUGACAAAGCGAAAGUCCGUAAAUGUUCGUCGCAUCCCUCGCCCUGAUACAUCCGAUGGACCUUGGAUUCCUCGACAGGAGAGUCGCAUAAUAUUAACACCUGGUAUCAUUGCACCUCCUCCACCACCACCACCGGAAGAAAAACCAAAGCUUACCCCGCAACAAGAACGCCUCAAACGCGCCAUCUACAUUGAUCGAACUGCAAGAGUACUAUUUCCAGCACUAUUUGCGUUUCUCAAUAUAACUUAUUGGAUAGUGUUUUACGAAUACUUAUAAGCUAAACAAAUUAAAAAGAUACAAAAAACAAAACAAGAACGCAUCAAUAUAUUAAGACAUAAAAAUAAAUGUUAAAUAAUUAUAAUUUAAAAAUAA
This is a messenger RNA of Eupeodes corollae, 1739 nucleotides long. RefSeq names its product glycine receptor subunit alpha-2 (gene ort). Lineage: Eukaryota; Metazoa; Arthropoda; Insecta; Diptera; Syrphidae. The record is from RefSeq and is a predicted model, not a curated record. The transcript is spliced from 5 exons. Bases 261 to 1643 code for a protein of 460 amino acids. Gene Ontology annotation, biological process: signal transduction; nervous system process; regulation of membrane potential. Gene Ontology annotation, cellular component: synapse; membrane; neuron projection. Gene Ontology annotation, molecular function: transmembrane signaling receptor activity; chloride channel activity; neurotransmitter receptor activity.